UUGUCCAAGGCGCUUAUUUGCUCCCAGACGAAAAAAAGAGAACUUCCUGUCUCCACAGUCUCUCCAAAAAUGGCGGACAUGUGUGGUCAAGUGUUGUUGGGAUCAGGACUCACCGUCCUCUCCCAUCCUUUGAUGUACAUUAAAGUCCUGAUCCAGGUAGGACACGAGCCGCUCCCUGCCACCCUGGGCCGGAAUUUAUUUGGCAGACAUGUCUACCAGCUCCCUGGACUGUUUGCUUAUGCAAAACACAUCGUUAGGAUUGAUGGGAAAGCUGGUCUCUUCAAAGGGCUUGGUCCAAGGCUCUGUGCAGGCACUGUUGGCACAGUCGUACACAGCAGAGUUUUACAGAAAUGUCAAGAACACGGCACCCCUCAGAUACUGGGUGGGCAACAGAAGGCUGCGGAGGGCUCUCUACAGCAUGUUGUUAAUGAGACAACCAAAGAGAUGAUUGCUCGUUCCUGUGCCACCAUCGUCACACAUCCCUUCCACGUGAUUACUUUGCGAUGUAUGGUGCAGUUCAUUGGAAGAGAAACAAAAUACAGUGGGGUGUUUGAUUCCAUCGCCACAGUCUACAGAGAAGAGGGCAUUCUGGGCUUCUUCGCUGGUUUGAUUCCUCGCCUGCUGGGUGAUGUCCUGUCGCUGUGGAUUUGUAACUUGCUGGCUCACCUUAUCAAUACCUACGCCAUUGAUGACUCGAUGAGUCACACAGGAGAAAUCAAGAACUGCUCUCAGGCUGUGACAGGGUUCUUUGCUAGUAUGCUCACCUAUCCUUUUGUUUUGGUGUCAAACUUAAUGGCAGUCAAUAACUGCGGGCUUGCUGGAGGCCUACCUCCCUAUGCAUCAGUAUAUCCCACUUGGGUGGACUGCUGGAGGCAUCUUAGCAAAGAGGGCAACAUGAGCCGGGGCAACAGUUUAUUUUUUCGAAAGCUUCCAGCAGGAAAGACGUACGCAGUCGACCAGAAGAGAUUUUUUUAAAGCAUCAGGAGAGCUGAGCUGAACAUAGUUAAUAUUGCCUGAUGUGGGGGUUGGGCUGUUGGCUUUCUGUAUGCACUUGUUUACUAUGAGCUCUUUUUUUGUUAUGUUUUUUCUUAACAGCUUGACAUCUUGUAAAAUAAACAUUAGUUUCUAGUUGACUUCAGAAAGAUUCUGUUUAAUUAAAGUAAACAGAUUAAACAGCCGAGCUCUUAGACGGUGAGUUUCUGUACAUAUUCUCCCAUAUGUACAAAAACUAAAGAAAGGACAGCUCAGACUGCAAGGCAAUCUACCUGCAUAAUGUUAUGACAGACCAUUAGUUAAUUUCCCCUUCAGAUAUUUUUUUCUUUUUGUUUUUUAAAUAGGUGAUCUGUUGAUUUAUAAAGUACCUUACAUCACCUGGGAUAUGUUUAUUGAAAACAGCAUUUUGGUCUACAUUUGGUGUUUAACACCUGACAUGUUAAUGAUCACGUGGGAUCUUUUGUCAUGUGGUAUUGUAUUGAUGUAAUUGUUCUAAAACUGAUUGAUUGCUGGGAGCAUGUGUAAAGGUAAUGAAAAUGAGGUAAUAGAGGUGGUAGUUGUUCUGGAACAUAUAUGAUGGUAAGAGGUGUGGAGAGGAGCCUGAGCUGACUAAACUCUGUUAAAAAAUAAAAGUACUUCAGCUCUUGAUUGACCCAAAUAAAGAAAAGGAGAAAAAAACAAAAAAACCCAAAACACUUUUGACCUUGUCUUCCCUGUAAAAGGUCUUUGGGGGAGUAUUUGGGAAGUAUUUGUACAGAUGCUAACUGACAGUAUAACACUGUUUGUAUGUACUGCUGCAGAGCCAACACUGUACAUGUAACACUGUACCCAGUACUCAAUACAACCUUUAUGACCGCUUUUGAUCAGA
Messenger RNA from Archocentrus centrarchus (flier cichlid), 1861 nucleotides. RefSeq names its product mitochondrial carrier homolog 2 (gene mtch2). The transcript is spliced from 13 exons. NCBI's taxonomy places the organism in Eukaryota, Metazoa, Chordata, Actinopteri, Cichliformes, Cichlidae. The record is from RefSeq and is a predicted model, not a curated record. The coding region runs from base 70 to 975 and encodes 301 amino acids. Gene Ontology annotation, cellular component: membrane; mitochondrion. Gene Ontology annotation, biological process: positive regulation of apoptotic process.